Messenger RNA from Dermacentor albipictus, 435 nucleotides. RefSeq lists its product as uncharacterized. Lineage: Eukaryota; Metazoa; Arthropoda; Arachnida; Ixodida; Ixodidae. The record is from RefSeq and is a predicted model, not a curated record.
AUGGUGACUGCGGACGUGAUACUGCCAUAUGCUCCUGUGGUAGAGACGACCAUGGACCACACCAGCGCUACGGGAGCUCAAGACCAGAACCUUUCCGAGGAACUCGGUGAGCCGGCCUGUUCGGCCAUCAGUGUCCACCUCCUACAGUACUGGGACCAGCACCUCUUGGCGUGGUUUCUUCAGGCCGAAUCGCAAUUUCAAAUCGCUGGUCUCCGCUCUCAAGCCUCAAUGUUUCAUUACGCCGUUGCAGCACUUUCGCCCACCGCCAUUGAAGAAGUAGCAGAUUUGUUGAACUCCCCAUUGUCCGCUGCCGCCUAUGACGAUCUCAAGGCAGCCCUGCUACAACGCACAGCAGCUUCACAGCGUUCUCGCAUCCAGCAGCUUCUGUCCACUGAAGAACGCGGUGACCAACGCCCUAGUCAACUUCUUCGCUGA